CUGAGCACGAGCCCUGCUGUGCCACAGGAGGAACGCUUCUCACUAAAGCGCACACAGGUGGCGGACAUGGAUCUCUGAGAGCACGGCUCCAACCCCAGAGUGCUGUCAUCAAGCUGUUAUUCAUCCCUGCAUCAUGGGAGCUCAUCAGUGGUGUGACAGAUACGAUAUAUGAGGACUUACAGGUCGGCAUGGAGACUGACAGCUAUACCUCGGGCCCAGCCUCCGCUGACUGGGUUGGAACGGUGGCCGGUCUGGAGGGAACAGGAGUCUUGCAGGAGGAGGGAGGAGGGGGCUCGUCCAGCAGCCCCGUGUCCUGGUACAUGCCAUACUCGCUGGGCUUCCAGGUGUCACUCACAGCCUUCCUCAUGCUGGAGCUGGUGCUGGGCUUCAGCAGCAACCUGACAGUGCUGGUUCUCUACUGCUCUCAAUCCAAAUUAGUGGACUCAGUGAGUAAUAUGGUAACUGUCAAUCUGCAUAUAUUGGAUGUGGCGGUGUGUGUGCUGUGUCUGCCGCUCACGCUGGUGGUGGUGGUGCUGCCUCCAGGACCAAACCUGGCCCUGAUCUGCUGUUUCCAUGAAGCCUGCGUCACGUUUGCCAGCAUCUCCACAGCCAUCAACAUCCUGGUCAUCAGCUUGGACCGAUAUGAUAUUUCAGUACGGCCGGCCAACAGGAUGCUGACCACACGCAGAGCAGCGCUGCUCCUGGCUGCCGUUUGGGUCACGUCAGUAGCUGUGUUUUUUAUCCCAUUCUUGGAGGUGCAGUGGUCCAGCGAAGAGGGAUCAGAGGAGAAAGGGCAGGCGUUACCCAUGUCUUUGUCGUCACAUAGCACCACAGUGGGGCCUGCAUGGCGUAACCUGACCCUGCUAUGUAUUGGUGGACAGGGCUAUCACACAAGCCUUGGAAUGCAUUACCAUCUUAUCCUGCAGGUUCCCAUCUUCUUCACCACUGUGGCAGUCAUGCUCUUCACCUACUCCAGGAUACUGAGAGCUUUAAACAUCCGUAUUGGCUCGCACAUGAAGAAGACCCAGCGGUUCAGGAGACCCUCCUGCAGCGGGAGCCACAAGAGACAGAAGAAAAAGAAAGCUGGGCUAACAGUGAUCGAUGGUGGGGAGUUGGGAGGGGAGCAGAGCAACACAGAUGGUACCAAACAGCUCUGCCACCCUCCCCUCAUUCCUUCCCCCUCCCCUACACCCACAGCCACCUCUCCCCCUGCCCUGUCCUCGUCCGCCCCUCUGGUCAUCUCUGAAAUGGGUGCGGCCACCCCUAUGCCAGCCACAAUGGGUGUUCAGGCCUCAGUGUCAGCUAUCAUUGCCUUGCGGAGGGCAGUGCGGCGACAUAGGGAUCGGCGAGAGCGCCAGAGGCGGGUCUUCAGGAUGUCCCUCAUCAUCAUCACCACCUUCCUGGGCUGUUGGGCUCCCCUCUCUGUGACCAACCUGCUAAUCCUCGGCAUCGGCCCCAGUGACGCACUGAUCAGCCUGCGCCUCUGGUUCCUGGCCCUUGCUUACGGCACCACUGUCUCCCACCCUCUGCUCUACGCUUUCACCCGACAGAAGCUGCGCCGUGCCCUCCGCGCCAAGGUUAAAAAGAGGGUGGUGUCCUUGCUCCAAGUAGACCCUUCACCAGGGGGCACGAUCAUACACAACUCCUGGGUGGAGAACAGGAAAACCACCCGGCAGGUGCGGCUGGAGGCAAGUGAGGGCACUGACCGUUGCCAGGCAGAGGCCCUGUGAGACUGACACUACUAAUGUAGAUUGUUUCAUUAGGAGACUCACUGGCGUGUGAAACCAGUGUAAGAAAUGUGAAAAACACCUUUCUAUCUCUGGGAGUUGAUCCACCAGUAACCACCAGCAGCACGCCCCUUCUAGGCACAACUAACCUCACCUCAGGCAGGAGUAGGGGGAGGUUGCUGUCUUCACUUUAGUGUGCACAGUCUUUGCAGCUGAAGCAAAUCAUACACAACAAACACUCAAGUGUAAAUAAUUUGCACUCUGUCAAACACUGAAGUCUUUUUACACGAGGAGCUGCACGACAGAGCAUUUUCACAGUGGUGCUUACAUAACCACUCCAAAGAUUGUUUCACCAGCAGACGAUCUGAUCAGCCUCCUGCUAAAAUGCUACAAGGCUGCUUAAAAAAUGUAUGUUCCACUCCAAAUAUAUGCCCAACAAUUCUUUGAAUGUAUUGAAUAUUGUUUCUGCCUUAAAUUAUGCUCUGUAAGUCCGGCUGGAUGGCUGCUGUGCAUUCUGAAAACACAGUGACAAGAAAUGUGACGAUCAGUUGAAAAUGUGUCGGGGGUUGACGAGGGCCAGUCCACAGAGAGCAGGUGAGGCACAUGUCUGAGUACAAUUAAGAUGUGUAAUAUUAAAUGUAGUUUGGCUUUAGGUUUAGUUAUUAUGUGUUCAAAUGUUACAGUGUUUAUAUAAAAACCCUGCAAUUGCUCUUUUUUUCCAGAUUUGUAUCAAAUGGUGUAAUAUCUUGUUGGUGUGUUGCGUAGACUGCAGGGAGAAGCACAGGUAUCAUUCAUGGGACAAGUUUGUCCCAUGAAUGAUUCAAUCAUGGGUUCAAUCAUUCAGAUCAACACAGAGUGUAUAUGAGAAAUAUGAAGCUACAGCAGCAGUGGCCUAGCAUAGCUUAGCACAAAAAAAGCGGAAAAAGGAGAACCAGUUAGCGGGGUUCAGUUAAGAAAGACAAUAAUUUCUGAUGGUUAGCUUUUGUAAAAAUGAAUGAAGCCAUUUUCAGGU
This is a messenger RNA of Platichthys flesus (European flounder), 2739 nucleotides long. Its product is annotated as G-protein coupled receptor 22-like. Gene Ontology annotation, cellular component: membrane. The record is from RefSeq and is a predicted model, not a curated record. The transcript has 2 exons. Gene Ontology annotation, molecular function: G protein-coupled receptor activity; peptide binding. Gene Ontology annotation, biological process: G protein-coupled receptor signaling pathway. Lineage: Eukaryota; Metazoa; Chordata; Actinopteri; Pleuronectiformes; Pleuronectidae. Bases 189 to 1730 code for a protein of 513 amino acids.